Molecule: messenger RNA, 2614 nt
Organism: Mya arenaria
Lineage: Eukaryota; Metazoa; Mollusca; Bivalvia; Myida; Myidae
Product: techylectin-5B-like
Exons: 2
Coding region: 597-1901 (434 amino acids)
Source: RefSeq, a predicted model, not a curated record
UUUCAUUCAAACUGAACGCCACAAUGUUGAACAGCAAGGAAUAAAACAAACUUAUACUGAUUUUUGUGUGGGGAAGUUUUUUUUCUUGUUGCUGUAUCAUAGCAGAAAUUGUUUUGAUGUAAUUUAUUGAAAGUGACACUGGGAUAAAUUUGGACUAAACUUUUCACAAAAAAAUGAGGGUGGUUUAAAUUGCAGGAAGUGAAGAGAUUAUUUAUAAUGAUAAAAAUUUGCACCAGCAAGUUUAGUGUCAUAAAAACUGGAAAAAAUGUGAAUAUACACUACUUCUAUCUGGCAUUUUUGUGGUAGAAUAAUGGUGCCAUAACAUAAUUUGAGAUCAGGAUAAAGUUUUUUUUUUAUUUUUGUUUUUUUUUAAAUAGAUGUCAUUUCUAAAGACCAUUUCCUUAAAAUUUAUCAUUAUAAUUUCUUUGAUGUCAAUGAUUCAUUUUAUUCUUUCAGACAUAAAAAAUCUUCAAGUGCUCUGCAAAAUUUUAUUCAAACAUAUAAGAACUGAGCAAGUUUUCAGUUAUUCAGCAUCAGCAGAACGUCUGUGUGAACGGUCAGACUAAGGUAUCUAGUGUUUGUAGUCUUCAGGUACAAUGAAGAUUUUGAGACUCGUAUAUUUCUUUCUCCUGACUUUUUCUUGUGGAGAACUUGCAAGGAUGAAGAGGAAAAUAAAGACACAUAGAUGUAAAUAUACUUUUGUUGUUAACGAAAUGGACGCUGCAGAUUGUCCGAAUUCACUACCAUCAUUGCAGGCCGAUCGUGAGGCGCAAGUUUCGAUUCCCGUCAAUCCUCUUUUGCCGCUACGGGCUCCGGAACGAAUCAGCCAAAGCUCGGGCGAAGUAAAAGAAUGGCUUUCAAACAUGGAAAAACAACUCUACGACGAAUUGCAGAAAACAAGGGAUAUCAACUCAACAUUGUCCAGACAUGAACAUUCAUUAUCAAAGGCAGAAAAGUUGUUAACUGAAUACCAAUCAAACUUCACGACAGUAUUUCGCAUGUUGCGUUACUUGGAGAACACUAUACUUACGCAUGGGGAGAUAAGUAAGAAUUUGGAUAAAAAGCUCUCCGGAGUAAUGCUUGAUGUAGUGGAAGUUAACAAUGUGUUAUCGAAAAAAGUGGUGACUCCGGACGGGAUCAUUCAGACCAAAAAUAUUGAAGUACAGAGCGUGUCGAAGGUACCUUCUUGUUCAAUAUCCCCGGAAAGUGUGGUCUUCAGAGACUGUGCCGAUGUAUAUGAACGACAUAAGCAAUCGGGAAUUUACUACGUAACUCCAUCUUAUGCCUCCUGUCCGAUUCCGGUUUGGUGCGAUAUGGACACAACCAUUGGUGGUUGGCUUCUCAUUUUAAAACGUGUUUCAGGCAAUAUUAAUUUCAACCGAUUGUGGAAUGACUAUAAAGAGGGCUUUGGUGACUUAGUUGAUGAAUUCUAUUUAGGAAAUGAUAAUAUAUUUUUACUGACCAAUCAAAAACAAUAUGAAGUUAGGAUAGACUUAUGGGAUUUUUCUGGAAAUCGUGUUUAUGCUUUAUAUAAGACGUUUUACAUUGAUGGGGAACGUGAUAACUAUCGUCUUCAUAUUCACAGCUUUGAAGGUAGCGCACGUGAUGCUCUGAAAUCACAUGAUCGUGUUCAAUUCAGUACAGCAGAUCGUGAUAACGACGAAUACCAAGGAUAUAACUGCGCGCAAGAGUGGCUGGCCGGAUGGUGGUUUAACAAUUGUUGGUUCUCUUUCCUUACUGGACCGUACUAUAACAUUUCCAAGGUACGAUACAGGGGUAUAUCAUGGAACGACUGGAAACACGAACAACUCCCGCACAUCGAGAUGAAAAUUCGACCCAGUCGAUUAAUCAUACCGAUGCCAGAUCUGCAACUUACCGAAACGGAGAAUAAAUCUCCCUGAUGAAUGUUAAACAUUAAUAUUUGAAUUUGGCAUUAAUCAAAUACAUUACACUUCCGGAAAUUUGAUGGGGAAUGGACUCUCUGUCUUUUAAACGAUAACAAUAAAAUUAACUAUUUUUACCUUUAUAAGACAGAGGAUUUAAGACAACAAGCAAAUGGCUAGAAUCUAGCAGCAUAGAAAGUGUUCAGAAAUGUAUUUAUUUUCUUUUUCAAGAUGUUAAUUAUCAUUAUAUAUAUUUGUUGCAAACUUUUGCCUCAAUAUGCAUUGUGAUGCUUUUAAUAUUUAAAGUGCAAUAUACAUACUGUAAUUUUAUUACUUUGCAUGUACAUAUCGUAUAUUAGGCUUUCUGUAUAAUAUUGUGUGUUACCUGAUUGACUGGCUAAUUUCUACAAUUCUCCGACUCAAAUAUUUUUUGUCUGGAUUUGCAAACAAAUUUUAUUUUAAGGAUUGCCUUAUAAUCUUGUAGUUUGUUGUUUUCUUUAAAAAGCCUUUGUUUUCAUUCAUUCAUUAAUUCUCAAAUCGGAAUUGUAACCAGCAGACAGAGUUCUAAUCAUACAAGAAGAAGCAUGCAUCUUAAAAUGUGUUUAUGUGAGAUUAGCUUUAAUUAUCAUUUAAGUAAUAUUAUUCUCAUUUAAUUUUAUUUUGCUGAAUCAGCAACAAUAUUUGAAUAUCCAGACAUAAAUUUUGUUCAUAAAAUGCAUGAUUAAUAUCGU